UCUCUUCGAUACAGAAGAAAGACAAAAAUUCUCGAAUACAUUAACGACAUCGCUCAAGAACACUUAUAAACAAAUAUAAAAGACUUUUUUUAAAACUCAAGAUCCGCUUCGAGUAUGUGUGAAAGGAGCAUCGACUCGGAAAUAUGACAAGAGCAUCGCAAGACAGGAUCCAAUCCCACACAAUGAGGAUCCUCACCUUUAUGACGGCGUUGACCCUGCUUCUUGGAUCUUCGCGAGUGACAGCCCAAGAAGCGCCAGCCCCAACGCCCCAGACCCAAAGCUUCCAGCCCUUCUUCGGUUCCCCUUCGCCCUUCCCAUUCCAGGGCUUUGCUGGAUUGCCUGGCGCCCCGAAUGCUUCCCCGAGGCCCCUAAACCCCUUUUUCGCAGGGACGUUCAAUGGCCAACCUACUGGGAACCCCUUCUUGCCUCCCCUCGUUGGGCCCAACCAACAGUUCGCCUUUCCAGCGCCACAAGGCUUUCCGGGGAGUGCCAUUCCAGGGCCACAAGGCUUUCCAGGGAGUGCCAUUCCAGGGCCGCAGUUCCAAGCUUUCCCGGGAUCUCCACAGACAGGCAGACCUCCACCACAGGGUAUAACAAAUGGCUUCCCAGGUCAGUUUAGCCAUCCAGGCUCCUUCCAGAUCCAGCCAAAUCUUUCAGGUCAGUCCAGUUUCCCAUCAGGAAGUUUCCCUGAUACCUCUCCCAUUACUCCUCUUCGAGAGGUUCCACCUGGCUUCCCGGCAGCAGUGAACGAUGCCCAGAUCUCUGGACGCGGUUUGGAAUUUGGAAAUGAAGAUUUGGUGGGUCUCUCCAAUGGCAAUCCUACAACACAGGCCCCGAUCUCCCCAGUGACGCCUUUGUCCUCCCCUCCUACCACGCCUGCAACAAUUCCUCCAACCAGCACUGCAAGCCCAACUACAACUACAACCUCGACAACUUCGAAGCCUAGUACAACUCCACCCCCCACAACCACUACAACGUCAACAACCCCGCCACCCACAACUACAACUCCACCACCUACAACCACAACAAAUCUUCCAUCAACAACUACAUCCACCACCACCUCAGCUUCCACAGCCCAACCAACCGUUUCAACCACUUCCUCCACUACAGUUUCACCCCCCACGGCGGAGCACAAGAGUAGGACUCAGACUGGCAAUUCUCUAGCAUCUCGUCUACAGAACUUUGCACAACAAGCUUCAAACAACAGAGGAGAAGGAAAAGAGAAGGUUUCAUUUUCACAACCAAGUAGGACUCAAGAUCAAGAAUCAAGAGGAGAAUCUGAAGCACAAAGGCAGAGAAAUACAAUAUCUGCCUCAGGUGGUCAAUCCUCACAAGAUACCCUGUCAGAAGCACAGUAUGACUAUGAUUAUGAUCAAGCUGCAUCUGACAAAGAGUCACAACCGGCAGCUUCUCCAGCAACCUCCACUACAACAACCCCUCUGCCAGUCUCUGUUAGCACUGAGAAAGCUAAGAAAAAGGGGAGAAAACAGCUUACCCGCACUCAGCAAUUUUUGGAACGACUGCAAAAGCUCCGGCAAAGACGCCUCACAUCAACAACAGGCAGACCGCGUCGUACAGACCAAGAACAAGAUAACAAUGUCCAGGAUAAUCAAGUGCCUCCUCGCAGAAGGACACCCCAAAGACAAACAGGAAGUAGCUUUAACAGCCGUCUGAGAGACAGGGUUUUUGCAUCGCGGUCCCCGACUGGUGGUCGAAGAAAUAGAAUCAGUGAUGAUAAAAACUCCUCUUCAGGUUUUCGAGCCACCAGACGGCCGGUUAUUAUUCACAGUUUUACAACUAAAAGGCCUCUUACAAUUAGGGAAAGACUUGAGCUUCACAGGCAAAAUAAUAGGUUUGUGCCAAAGCAUCUGAGAACAACAACCAAACGAACAACAACCACUACACUACCUCCAUCAACAACCACAACAACAACUACAACUACAACAGAAAUUCCAAGCAUAGCCACUGAUGAAGAUUAUGAUUAUUUUACUGAUUAUGAGCCAGAGGCACCAGCUUUAGAGGUUACAGAACGUGCCCCUACUACAACUACCACUCAGAAAGUUCCUGUAACCAGAGUUGCAACUACAGAAAGAACAAACUCGAAGGUUCAAAGCAUCAGGGAGAGGAUUGCUGCCAUGCUUGGGGCAAGUGGACUUGCAGGAAAGACUACAACUGAAGAAGUCCUGACCAUCUUGGAGGAGGUAACAGUGAAACCACUGCUGACAGCUGACACAGCCACUCAGUCCAGUGUUACAGUGACAGACAAUCCUGUUUUGAUGGUCCACACAGAUGAAGACUUUGAACCAACAGAAAUGCCACUUGAUGAAAUUCUAUCAACAAUAAUAGAAACUAUUGCAACAUCAGAGUUGCCACCGACCACCCAGGCACUGCAUUCCUCUCAACCAUCAUUCGCACAGACUACCCCAACUCCAGAAUCUCUUCCAUUUGUAUCAGUAUUUACAUCAAAUCCUGAAGUCUCGACCACAUCCAAGCCAGCAGCAACUGAUGAAACUGAAAUUCCUUUCCCGCACACUACACCAAACGUUUUAACAUCAGUUGAACUGGAAGUAGAUGAAACAAAUCCACCCUCAGGAACAGUCCCAGAAUUUACUGAUUCCACGGCUGCUGCACUUACAACUGAGCAUACAGAAACUCCCGAAACGGUUGCAGAAACUUUGAAGCAACCCACGACAGAAGACCCUCUUGUCCAAGAUUUAAUUGCACAGCUAGUUGCUGAAGGAAUCAUUACGGAAGUUAACUCUAAAUCAGAUGUCACUGUACCAGAAGUGAAUGAAGAACCUCUAACUGAGGAAACUCUUCCUGAGGAAUCUCUUCCUGAGGAAACUCUUAGUAAGGAAACUCUUAUUGAGGAAACGGGACCUACAGAUGUGGAAUUAACAAAUGUGGAGAAAAAUCCUGCAGCUGAAGUUCAACCAGUAAUUUCCUUGAAAACCCAAAUGCUUAACGAAUUCAAUACAGAUACCGAAAUAUCAGAAAAAGAACACGAAAUAAUAGCUGGCGAUGAGGCCGACAUCCAUGAAAGCCUUACUAAGUCAAAUGAAAGUCAGAAAGCAAUAAAUGAAAGUCACACAAUCAUUCCCAUUGAUGAACAUGUGAUUAAGCCGACACUGGAUGUGAAUGAUGAAAGCAAGGUUAUGACAGAUCUGUUGCUUGACUCUGAAGACCAAACUGAAGUGGCUAGAGAUAAUCUUCAAGAACCUGAAAAACAAACUGAAAUCACAGAACAUGUACAAAUGACUGAAAAUGUAGCUGAUAUCUCGACAAACUUCCGUAAUCAAACUGAUACUUCUAAAGGACAAGAAGAUCAAGUUGAGGUUAUUGAUGAACCUGCACAAAAAUCUGAAGACCUAGGAGAAGAUACAUUAGGAUCUGGAGACCAGGCUGAUGUGAUGGCAAGUGUCACCGAAGAAGCCGGAGGUGAAGCUGAGGUUACAGAGGUUCCACAAGAACUAAUGAUUCAGGAUGAAAAUGAUCUUAAUCAAACUGUAUUUGUGAGUGAACCUUUGAAAGACCAUGAAUCUCCAAAAGAGGCUACUGAUGAUCUUGAUCCUACUGAAGAGUUCAUAGAUCAGCCAAUUGUUACUGAAGAAUUAGGACAAAGGGCUGAAGAACAGAUUAGUUUCACAGAAACUAGUAUAGGAUCUGAAAAUCAAGAAGAGGUUACAGAAACUAGUAUAGGAUCUGAAAAUCAAGAAGAGGUUACAGAAAUUCCUGCAGAAUUAAGUAGUGCUCAGCUGAGAACAGGUGAUCAAGCUAUAGCAGCCGAUAUUAUGACGAUAGCAAAUGAAGAACAAAUACUGGGAAAUGAGAAUGAAACACUUACUGAAAAUAUAACAGAAAUGCCAGAAGAUAUGAUUACUACUGAAACUGUUACUCCUGAAGACCUAACAGAAACAGACGGAAAACAAACAACGUUGAUCGAAAAUUUUGAAUCAACAACAGAAAAGCAAAUCACUACUACAAGUCAAACACAAUUAACAGGAAGUCAGACAAGAACAACUCCACUUGCUGCAACUACAGAAUCAACUUUGCUGACAGAUGUUACAGAUAAUCCCACCACAUUCCAAACUACAGAAGAAAUAAUUGCAUCUGAACUGGAAACAGAUCCUUUUGUGACACUGUCUGAGGAUGCAGAGUUGACAGUAGAUUUACUUACAUCUACAGAUUUACCACCUUCUACAACAACAGAAAUUCCAACCACGUCUAGACUGCCUUCAUCCAUAAAAAUACCUGUAUUAUCAAACCGAACAACAACAACUAUGAAACCAUCCACAACAACUCAAAGAUCCCCAGGGUUUAAUCCAUCCAGUCCCCGGGUAUCAACUGUAAAAAUGUUGGAUACAACCACAAGAUUCCAGAAAAGCACCACGACAGAUUUACCACCGACCACAGUGCCUGAAAGUCAACUAGAGGAUUAUAUCACCACUAAUGAUGAUGCUCUUGAAACCCCACCUGCUGUUCACAUCACUGAGGUACCAUUACUGCAUGAAACCACAACACCAGGAGAAAUAACACCCACAGAGGAGAAUGAAGUUGACACUACACGUUCUAUGAAUCACUUGCAUAUGCUGCUGCAUAGUUUUGGCAGUACUUCCAUUCGGCCUGAACUUGCUGCAAUGAACCGUGUGUUAGAUUUUUCCCUCUCGUCUACAGAUCCAGUUGAACAGCUAGGACUGAAUCACGAAGUUACCGGUAUUCAGAACUUUGAUUUUGACUAUGAUUUAGAACCUGCAUCUACUGAGCAAGUAAUUGUUACAACAAGCCUUCAGACUCCUACAUUUGCAGCACUGGGUUCUGAUAAUCAAGGAAUACCAAGUACAGAGCACACUACCAGUACUCAGGGCAUCAUGCUAACAGAAACUAAUACACCAACAAUAUUGAAUAUGGAAGUAGCUGUAUUAACAGUCUCUGAACCAUACUCCAAAGUGCAAAACUUCACUGAAGCUCCAGAAACUACCCAAAUGCCAAUGAGUACUUCAACUACAGAAAGUUCGACAAUGGAAAAUAUUCCUGAAACUACUACUGAAACAGUGACUGAUCCAAUGGAAACUACCACCAUGCCUCCAGUUACAACCACAGAGAAAAUAGAAGUUCUUGACGUAAAAGAACCAGUAAUAGUAAGUAACAAAUCAAACAAUUCAGUUAAAACAUUAGCAAAUCAACUUUCUACAACUGAGGGGACAACAACAGUUGAAGUCACUACUCCAACAACUUCCCCAGAAGAAAAAGAAUCAGAUGCUGAAACUAAUGAAGAAGUGUCAGUAGGCAAUACAGCUUUGUCAAGAGAAGAUAGAGAAAGACAGAGGCUUGCAUGGUUGAGGAAGAACAGUGGAAAAGAUGGAGAACAGCCAAGGCCCAGGCAACUUCAGUCAACCCAAAGAAGGACCUUUGUCCCUCUUGGUAAUGUGCGAUCAACUGCAGAGAGACCUGCAUCUUCUGCCACUGGAAGGAGGCUUAGUUUGAGUGACUUAUUAAGUCAGAGAGCUUCCCCAACAGGAAGUACUGCAAAAACAAGUAGCUCACAGAGGGAGAAUGAUAUACCGACAUUCACCUCCACUACAACUCAAGCUCCAAGGGUUCAGUCACAAACAGUAAAAGUAGAUUUAGAACCUAUAGUUGUUAAAGAAACCCAACCUCAGCCGGUUACUGAACAAGCACCUGACCCUAAAAAUGGAGCAAAACAGAGUGAAGCACUAAGAAGGUUCUUAGAGUUAAACAAACAGAUGCUUAAAGCUUUGGCUGAAAAGAAAACAGGUACUACUGCAUUGCCUGAUGAGCCUACCACAACAUCAUCUCCUGAGCAAGGCAAUACAAGACCAAAGUUUACUACAAGGACGCCACCACGUCUUGACAAAUUCAGAGCCCUAACAGAAAGCACAGUAAAUUCAAAUGAUAAUGAAGAAUCGUCCACAAUAAACGUUAUACCAAAGAACAGAGUAACAAACCCAGUGGCUCCUACUAGGAAAGACAGUACACAAGGAUUCCAGCCACGCCCUAGUACAUUCCUCAGGCCUGUGGCUAGUCCAAAGCCCUCUGAAGCAUCUUCCGAUGACCGUACUGUUCAAAGAGUCAGACCAGCAUUUAUUAGUCCUCCACCCUCAACUAGCUCUCGCAGUGACCCUCCUAGUCUUCUCCCUGAAAGUAGAACUGAUAAUACAGCCACACGCACUAGAUCUCGACUCCCACCACCUAUUCGUCGUCCUCGUCCGAGAAUACCAGGAAGGAGGCCAGGUGGUCCCAUAGAGCAAAAUGUACCUCGUCCCUUAACAGCUCGUCCUACUCGCUUUGAUAAUCCCUCAGAAAAACGAAAUGAAAAAGUAACUCAGGCACCUUCACUUAGUCGAGAAUCUGUGUCAGAAUCAGUUGCUGAGGCAGAGAAGAAGCCAGUACAGCCACCUAGGAGGUUUGGGUCUUCAACAUCAGCUCCAAGAAGAAAUCAAUUCACAACCCCAAGAGGACGCAGAAAAGGUUUUAGAAAGAGGGUACAAAAUAACAGGGUUAGCACACCAAGAAGGAGAAAGCCAACAGCCAUUCCAAGGUUUACAACGGAGUUUGAGGAAGUAACAACGCACAUACCUACAACUACAGUCCCAGAAUUUACAACACUUCCACAGGAAGAGGACGUAACCAUUUCAGGUUUUGAGCACACCACUCAGGACUUCUUUGACACAACAUUAAGAUCUGAUUUGGAGAGAGCAACUUUUCCUCCAGAGGAAGAAACCACAUUACAAGAAUUCUCCUCUGUCACCUCUCGGGGAAGAGUUAGGUUUGAGAACAGGCACAGACCAACACCGCUUCCUAGAAUUACGGAGCGUCCUGGCCAUCGCUCAACCCUGGCAAGCAAAGUGGCUGCCUUCUCCAACAAUGAAGAUGCUACAGUCCAACCUGUCACACGCCCUCUGAAACCUGAUACCCCAGAACCACCAAAACCUUCAUCCACAUUUAAACCUUUUGAAUUUGAAACUUCUGCUACUACAAUUUCACCAACACGGUUUUUCACAGAAUCCCCCUCAGGUGGUGGAAUUUCCACCUUCACUGGCUUUGAUUUUGAUUUGGAUACAACACCUCCAACUACAUUUGCUGAAGGUUUUGAAGAAUCAACUCAGUCAUCUGCAGAUAGAUUUGUAAAUUCUCAAAACUUCGUCCACACUACCUUUUCUCCAUUUGGUGAUGAUAAUCAAAAACAGUCAAUUUUCCCAAAGCUACAUCAGACAACAAGCAGCAGUCAUAUAUCAAGACCCUCACACAGUAGUGACUUAGAUGAAGCAUUCUUCGCUGAGGAAGACCCACCUUUCGUUAAUAGGAAAGAAACGGAAACUUUCCCUCCUGUUUUCCCAAUAACACCACCAUCAAAUCCCUUCUUUGGGGAAAUCCAGGAAACAGAAACUUUCCCACCUGAUGACUUUUUCCACAAGGAAACAAAAGAAACUGAAACUUUCCCACCAGCCUUCCCAAUUACAACUCCAGAAAACCCCUUCUUCGGUGAAAUAAAAGAUGCAGAUGCAUUCCCACCAUCACUGACAAUCACACCACCAUCAAAUUCAUUCUUUGUCAAUAACCAGGAUACUACAACUUUUUCACCUGAUUUUGCAACAACUGUAAGGCCUAACUUUGAAUUUGACAAAAAACAAGAGGUAGAAACUGCACUGCCUCCUUUCCAGACAACAAUCCCACCCAACACCGUCACACCUAGGAUAAUUGUUGUUGCUCUUCCAAUCCUGAAUCAGGCCCCUGCCUCCCCAAGCAAUAGUAAUCACUUACCGCCAGUGUCUUCACCCCAGUCACCGGUUAGUGAAAGAGUGGUAUCUCCAGUAAAUCAAGAAUCCUCAUCUCCCUUCCCUGAUGUCAUUCCACCUCAGACCGACAAGCCACUGGGACAUGUCCAGGUGACCUCAGAAGCAGGAUUUAUCCCUCGAGAAGUUCAUCGUCCUUCAACACUUACAGGAGGAGUGAAGAUCACAGCAGAGCAAGGCUUCAUUCCAAGGGAUGUGGUACUUCAACCACCACCAUCACCGCCACCACAACCAGACCAAACACAUACAACUUUCACACUUCAAAAUGAUAAUGGCAGAUCUGGAACACUCCAUGGUUCUGGACAUAUUGAAUUUGUGAAUGAUCAUGCUGUUUCUAGUCAAGGUUCAUUUAGCAGCUCUCCAUCAACGACUACUCAGGUUCCGUCUCGCCCAGUGAUUACAGUAGAUAGUUUACUAACUUUUCUUGGAAAUGACUCUAACAGCAACAAUGAGAGGGUGGUGCCUAAAAGGCCUAGUCUCUCUCUAACUCCAACAACUAACCCGCCAUCUCCUAUUGGCACUACUUUAUUUACCCCUAAUUUCAAACUUCAGUCAACAAGGUUCUUCAAUCAAAGGAAUGAUACUCCUAGUAUCUCUCCUAAAUUCUCUGUACCAACGACAAUAUCUCCACCUCUUAAAUCUCUCCUACCCUCUCCCCUUUUGGAUGGUCGCCCUAUAAUUCGUGAUGAAUUUUUCAAUGCCCCAGUAAGUGGUUUUACUCCUCCUACCACUUUGCUCCCUCCUGAAAAUCCAUCUACAAGACAGUCCAUCCUACUGAGGCCCUUAGAAAGUCUAACUCCACCAUCUGUUCCCUUCACCCCCUCUACCUCUUCUCCAGGUAAUCCACCUCCACAAACUAACUUUCAACAAAACCGAGGUGGUAGUCCCCUGCGACCAUUCCUGCCACCCUCACCUACUACAUCUAGACCGAGAACAUCUACUCUGGCAGGCAUACUCAGCACUUUGAUCAACAAAAAGCCAACGACCACAGAACAAUCAACAACUACAUCCCCCACAACACCCCCACAACCUUUCACAACCCAAGAUCCCAUCAUUGUCCCAACCACAGACCCACCCUUCUCUAAUCAGUUGGGUACAGGGCCCCCAGCACCAGCCAGUAUCCAGCCACCUUUUGGCAACAAGGAUCCCGUCACUGGCUCCGAAUCUUUAAAACCCUUCGAUGGCGAUAGAAACCACUUGUCUCACCAAGAGCCAGUUAUCCCAACAAGAACUGGUGAUACCAACCUCCCCAGUAGAAGCAAUGGCCAAGAUUUCAGCAGGCUUCCUUCACCCUCCAGCAGGCCGGGUCCCCCAUCACUCGAGUCCAUACCCUCCCAGAAUGCCUUCGAUGGGCGAGGUGACAUCCGCUUCUCUGUCCAACCAUCUUCAGAUAAGGACAGCCCAUCAGAGGGGUCUGCGGACGCCCCACCUGCCCUCACGCCUUCCCAAUUCCCAUCUUCGGCCGCCCCUGGAGCCGCGGUGGAGAACGACCCCGACGACGACCACGUGCCAGGACUCGGCGGCGUCGACUACCCGAUCCUUCAGGCGAUCCCCAAGACGUCGUUCAAGUGCACGAAGGAGAUGCGGCUCAGCGGCAGGAUGUUCGCAGAUCCUGAGACGGCGUGCCAGGUGUACCACGUCUGCAGCGGCCACCAAACCUUCUCGUUCCUGUGUCCUCGAGGAACCAUCUUCCACCAGGACACCUUCGUCUGCCAGUGGUGGUUCACCGUGGACUGCCAGGCGCAGGCACAGAAGCUGGCGCAGAUUCAGGCUCAGAGCGGGAGAUGAGGAGGCGGCGGGAGAGAAGAGAGCGGCGUUAAAAACUCUACGGGGCGUUCACUCCAACUUUUACCUCAGACGUGAGAGAGUGGUAAUAGGGGAGACUCAAGUAACUGUGUAAAUAACUCGGAUGCCGAAAGGAGGUUGUUACCGUUCUUUUUAGGUGUUCAUAGUCGUUAAUGUACUUAAUGAGAAAGGAAGAUUUGGUGUGACAGGAGAAAUUUGAGAAAAUUUCUCAGGCUUUCCUGGUGAAAGAACUUUAAAAAUAUCAAACUUUACGCCAUAGGAAUUCAUGCAGUCUCUAUUCACAUUCAGUCUCUUUCCAAAGCCCUUAAGUUACAGUGUUGGGAAACAUUCCGCAUAAACCAAGAAAUAUUUAUCUCCUGAAAAAAAAAAGUUAAACAUAGGAAAUAUCAGAAAAUCCAGAAAAUAAAUAUUUCCUCCUUCGUUCUAUCCCUCCCCCCCCCUUUUUCACUUCCUCCCUUCCACACACGAGUAGAUUUCGUGUCCCUGACUUUCUACACAAAUAACUGUGCCGUAAAGUAUUACUAGGCUUAACCAUUGUGAUAAAGUAAGUGUUGAUUUCCCUUGAAUUGCAACAUUCAAGGAAGGAGAUGCUGUUUCGUGUUGAUUUCAUCCUCUGUGUUGGUGUUUACCUUGAAUGUGGUAAGGCAGCGCAUGCGUACGUUAAUCAUUAAAUCUGUAAAUAGUUUUUUUCGUUUUAUAGUUUCUUUUAAGCGUAUCAUAUUUUUUUUUAUAUUAUUAAUCCGCACAGAGAGCGUUAAUCGGGAUUGGACAAAAAAGAAAAAUUGUUGGAUGAUAAU
Penaeus indicus is the source of this 10417-nucleotide messenger RNA. RefSeq names its product mucin-2-like. NCBI's taxonomy places the organism in Eukaryota, Metazoa, Arthropoda, Malacostraca, Decapoda, Penaeidae. The record is from RefSeq and is a predicted model, not a curated record. Bases 144 to 9602 code for a protein of 3152 amino acids. The transcript is spliced from 4 exons. Gene Ontology annotation, cellular component: extracellular region. Gene Ontology annotation, molecular function: chitin binding.